This is a messenger RNA of Mytilus californianus (California mussel), 5570 nucleotides long. Its product is annotated as cytosolic phospholipase A2-like. Gene Ontology annotation, molecular function: calcium ion binding; calcium-dependent phospholipid binding. Bases 2114 to 4396 code for a protein of 760 amino acids. NCBI's taxonomy places the organism in Eukaryota, Metazoa, Mollusca, Bivalvia, Mytilida, Mytilidae. The transcript is spliced from 16 exons. The record is from RefSeq and is a predicted model, not a curated record. Gene Ontology annotation, biological process: glycerophospholipid catabolic process. Gene Ontology annotation, cellular component: cytosol.
CUGCCAAACAGUGUCCGUGCAAUAACUUGAAAACGCUUUGACAAAAUCUUCAAAUUCAGAUAUGUUGUUUUCUGUGACUAAAUGAAGGUCAAGUUUGAUUAUUACGAUUUUAGCUUUUUCCGUUGUUGAGUUGUAGACCUUUAAGUAGCAAAAAGUGAUACUUAGAUAUAAUAUUGGCCUUUUCAUUUCUGAACCUUACAAAAAUUUUUUUUUUUUUACUUGAGCCUGUUUGGGGGUCCAGAUUUGCAAAUAUCAUUAAUGCAGGAAAAUCCGGUUUUCUGUCAAUUUGACAGUCUCUUGUUUUGUUUUUUAAAUUUCAACUGCAUUAUUUUGAUUAAUUGGAUACAUUUAUGUCAAAUGUAUUAACAAUCCCACGCAUUAUAGUAUUUAGAACAAAAUGAAUUUUUAUUUGCGAUUUCCAUCUCUUAGGUCAUAAGUUUUAUUUCAUUUCAUACCUAAUAUCAAUUUAUUCAAACUAGGUUAUUUUCAGAUUUCAUAUGUUGCAAGGUCUUGCUUACUUACAUGGCUCUAUGGACCAUGUGAGCUUUUGCCAUCGCUUGGCGUCUGUCGGCGUCGUAAACUUUAUAAAAUCAUCUUUUUUUAAACAACUGUACAAAUUUCGACAAAACUUGAACUCAGCGAUCCUUUGGGUAUCUAGUAUACAUGUUUGUGCUUUUUGUUUCUGUCUGUAAACCAACAUGGCUGUUAUGGCUAAACUAGAACAUAGGGGGUAAAAUACAUGAAUUGUCUAAUUAUCUUGAAAACCAUAAUAAAUAGAGAAAAUCCGACCGACAUCAAAAUGCUCGGAAUGUCAAUAUCUGUGUACUUUUUAUUUCCACUCAAAUUAUUAAAUGACUUCUUAUAAUAGUUUUUGACCUAUUUGUGUGCAUUUGACCCGAUCUCGAAAUUUAUAAUAGAUAUAUACGUAGAAACUGUAAGGAGCAAAAAGGAUAAAAAAACGAGGAUCUACAAAAUGCUUAUAUGCCCGAAACCAUUAGAAUACUCUUAACAGGAGUUAUUGCCCUUAAAUGAUGAUUUUCAAGUCAUUUUCGGGUUUUGCCUAUUAUCUCGACAAUUACAUUGGCAGAACAAAAACUGUUAACAACAGAAUGACAGCAAUGAAUAUCUAUAAGUGUGAUGAAUGACUGAAAAUAUUGAAUGACUCCUAAUACAAGGCAUUGCCCUUUUAUCUUAUAAUAAUUUUCGAGUGUUUGCCUAUCAUCUUUAAAAGUAUAAAGAUAGGUAGAAACUGAAAACAGCAAAAAUGACCAGCACUACAAUAUCUACAAAAAUGCUUAUAUGGCUAUAACAAUUGGAUUAGGUGAAAUAAGGCUGAGGUAAUCAUUGCUCAGAUUGUCAAGAUCUACAUACUUUGGAAUCCCACUCAACUUAUCAAAUGACUCCUUAUAGAAGUUAUUGCCCUUAAAUUACAAUUUUUGACUUCUUUGUGAGUUUUGCCUAUUAUCUUGAAAAUUUAAACUGUAAAUAGCAAAAAUUAUCAGCAUAAGAAGAUCUUUAAAAUUUCCGCAUGGCCGAAACCAUUGGAUGACUCUUUAUAGGAGGCAUAGCCCUUAAAUGACACUUUUAGACCAAUGUUUUUGUGACCUACCGAAUAAGACUUAACAACGGUUUUGUACUAACAUAAGCAACACGACGGGUGCCACAUGUGAAGCAAAAUUUGCUUUCCCUUCCGGUGCACCUGACAUCACCCUCAGUGUUUGUUGGGGUUCGUGUUGCUCAGUCUUUAGUUUUCUAUGUUGUGUUUUGUUUACUGUCGUUUGUCUGUUUGUCUGUUUGUCGUUUUCCUUUUUAACCAUGGCGUUGUCAUUUUAUUUUCGAUUUAUGAGUUUGAAUGUCCCUUUCUUUUGCAUAAUGAACUGAAUAUAUGAGUUGAAACUGCAAACAGCAAAAAUGAUCAGCAGUAGAAGAUGAACAGAAAUGAUAGUAUAACCAUAACCAAUGGACGACUACUUAUCGGAGUUCCCCCUCCUUAAAUGGCGAACUUUCGAGCUUUUGCUUUUUAUCUCGAAAAUUAUGGUAGAGAGGUAGAUCGUGUUAAUAACACAAUGAUCAGCAAUGCAAGAUAUAUGUUUAACAGGCCAAAGACAAGUCAAUGAUAAAAGUAACACUCUCUCCAGUCACACCUCCUGAAGACAAAUAUGCAGACAUCGAACUUCACCUUGCAGAUACCAAGGGAGAGCCCUGUACACCGAAAUUGUAUGACAAGUCAUUCAAGUUUUAUGUGGACCAAUACAAUUUACAAAAUCGUUUACCAGCAGAUAUUAUUUUCAAAAAAGAUAUGAAAGAGGUGGAAAGAGUAUCAGUUUUCAAUCUGCUGAAUAUUGACAAGGCAACGACCAUUGCGUGUGAAACGGUUGACCUCCAAGCAUCCCCUCCAGAACUGACAUUCUCGGAUCUUAGAACAUUUGGCAACGGUAAAGGGUUUUUGUGUGACCAAGAGGAAAAGUUUCAAGAGAAAAGAAAACUGUACAUUCAUACUGCUUUACAAAAACUACUUAAUACAGCAUUAAAGGGGGAUGAUGUUCCACAUAUAGCCCUGAUGGGUUCAGGGGGAGGAUACAGAGCUAUGGUAGCCAUGUCCGGAAUAAUGAAUGCCCUUUACACUACAAAAAUUCUUGAGUGCAUUUUGUACACUGCUGUGUUGUCUGGCUCUUCAUGGUUCAUUGCGACGCUAUAUUCGCAUCCUAAAUGGCCAAACAUUGAUCCUAAGGAUAUUCAAGAACAAAUGAAACAUGAUAUAUCUACAGACCCUAAAAGUAUUUGGACGCUAUUUUCGUAUGUGCCGGAUUGGGUGUUUGGUUUCUUUGAAAAGAAACUGGCAGGAAAAGCAUGGAACUUUACAACGGAUAUAUUUGCACCAAUGUUGGGAAAUGUACUUAUACCAACAAGGUUAAAGUGUAAAUGGAGCGAACAGAAAGAUAAAUUGUCAGAGGGAACUGUUCCACUUCCAUUAUUGUCUGCUAUUCAUGCAAAAGACGAACAGAAUGCGAAUGAAUUUCAUGAAUGGGUAGAGUUUUCUCCAUAUGAAGUAAGCAUUCCAAAAUAUGGAGUGGCAAUUGAAAUGAAAAAUUUUGGAAGCAAAUUCGACAAAGGACUACUUACACAACAAAUCGAUGAAAUCCCCCUUUUCGAGAUAAUGGGUAUAUGUGGGAGUGCUUUUACAUUAACUCAUGAAGAGUGGGCGAACAAAGAUUCUAGUAAUUUUAUAAAAAAACAGACAAGUGUUAAAUCAAGCAGGCAAUAUUCUACUACCCAACACAAAAAAGAAAAACAAUUGGAUAAAAAAAAGUCUGUCGCUUUUGACGAGGUGGACGGUCCUCCCAGAAAACAGAAUAACUAUGAUAACGAUAUUGAAUCAUCUGAAUUUGAUGUUCUUGAAAGUGGUUGUACUCCUCACAGAAUUUGUGUAGACUUAACGCCCAUUAAAGAAUCAAAUGCGGAUAACUUUACUGAAAAUGAUGAUGUUUUUGAUGUCGGAGAGAUAGAACAACGGCAAGAAAUGGAAGAUUUGUUUAAAAGAAUUUGCCAGAUUCGCCAAGAAGGCGGUCGUAUAUUUGAAGAGGAAAGAACCAGAAAUGAGAGAGUUGUUGGUGAUAAUUUUAAAGAAGGCAUAACAGAGGCAGAUGAAGUUGAUGGUUUAUUCGGCGACAUGAAACUUUGUGCAGAGAAAUUCUGCAUGAAGAGUAGACAUUAUAGGGCGGCAAUGGUGAAUAACUUUUUGCGGAAAGUGUCUUUUGAUAAUACAGAUAGUUGCCUUUUGCAAGGAGAGACAAAUCCUUUAUUUGAGAAUUACUUGAAAAAUGAUAUUGAGAAGUUAUGUUUGAUCGAUGCUGGUUUAGCGUUCAACUCUCCGUAUCCACUUCUCUUCAAACCCGGUAGGGAUGUAGACCUCAUCCUGUCAUUUGAUUUUACAGACCGAAAAAAAGAUUCCAAUGAUCCUUUUAAGACAUUACUAACAGCAGAAGAUUGGGCAAGAAAACAUGAGAUUAAAUUUCCAAAAAUCAACGUUGACAAGUAUGAAGGCAAGAAUGUGCAAGAACUGUACAUUUUUGAAGAUGAAAAUGAUCCCGAAUGUCCUAUUAUCAUGCAUUUUGUGUUGGUGAACAAAGAUUUCAGAACGUACAAAAAACCAGGAGUCAAACGAAAGGAAAGUGAAAAAGAGUGCGCUAACUUCACUGUAUAUGAUGAUCAGAAAACAUUCAACUGCAAAAACUUCCAGUACAGCGCUGAAAACUUUGAAAGAUUGUCACAACUUUCUGAGUUCAUAGUUCUGAAUAAUAUUGUCCAUAUCAAGGCCUGUAUAACCAAAAGCAUCCAAAAUAAACAGAAACGGAAACAGACUGGCCGGCAAAGGCAUCCAUCGUCUCCUGUGUAACAUUAUCUACUUGAAUGGAAUAGGACAACCGUCAUAACUAUAUUCAUGAUGAUUUUAUUUUCGUUACAUGAUAUAUUUAUCAAUAUGACAUUCCUUUUUCUAUAUGUCAUAGUGAUGCCCCCUUUUCAUAUUAGUUUAUUCCUUUCUGUGUUGAUAUUAGUUUAACAUUUUAGAGCUUUUUCACUAUAUAUGAAAAAAUGCAUUUAACCUUAUAAUAGCAUUUCGUAAUACAAACUACUUGAUACCUUCAAGUUGACUGCAAAUAGCAAUGUUUAGUCGACAGAUGGCAGGCAAUUAAUUGCAAAUAUAUAUUUUCAGCUUUCUUUCAUAAGUGGAAGAUUGUGUCGAAAAAAUACUUAUUUACUAUUGAUUUCCAAUACUUAAAACAAAAUUAUUUGGUAUCGGUUAUAUUACGUUAGGAUUAUAACGAUAUUCAAUGAAUGAAUGAAUUGAUAUUUCAUUGCAUAAGCAAAAUUAAUGCUGUAGUAAAAUUGCAAAAUAUUUGUAGUGGAUAUAUAAAAUUAAAAGAGAACAGCAUAAUCAAGUCAUAACAAGCACAGAAAUACAACUAUUAUGCAAAUAUAAUCAGUGAUCCUAGCUUCCAUGCCGCAGUUAGACAUUUACACAGUUUUCGGUAAAAUUCUUUGUGCUAGCUUGCAGCUCUAAAAGCAGUCAUAUUGAAAUAUGAACAGACGUUGUCGAAUAUUCAGUUUGAGUGUUUGAUUUGUUGGUUUGUUUCAACUGAAAGUGUUUAUGCAGAACGACUAACACAAUGUGUCCAUUAAAACUUCAAAUUUAUUCUCCACUACAUAUAUAAAUUAAAACGCUAAGCCUCAUACAAACAAUAUGACUUUUUGAUGGUGAUAUGUUUUUGUUUUUCCGUGUGAAUUUUGAUUAUAUAUUUAUAUACAUAUAGAUUUCCAAACAAUGUAUUUUUAAAAUAAUGAUAUUAAAAAUAGUGUAUAUUUAUAUAUCAAAUAUUUUGUUCUAUCUUCAAGGACAAUUAGAUAUUUAUGUUGGGUAAAUAUUGUGUCAUAUUAACCUGUUUUAGAGAUAUGAAAUUAUUUGAAAUCUUUACAAACCGAAGGAUUUUUGUUCAUAAAUGUAAGUUUCAAAUCACCUACAGAAACAAUUGACUGUAUCUUAAGAGUGUCAAUAAAUUUUCUCAAACGUG